This is a messenger RNA of Scleropages formosus (Asian bonytongue), 985 nucleotides long. Its product is annotated as myoglobin-like. Bases 86 to 529 code for a protein of 147 amino acids. Gene Ontology annotation, cellular component: extracellular exosome. Lineage: Eukaryota; Metazoa; Chordata; Actinopteri; Osteoglossiformes; Osteoglossidae. The transcript has 4 exons. Gene Ontology annotation, molecular function: heme binding; oxygen binding. The record is from RefSeq and is a predicted model, not a curated record. Gene Ontology annotation, biological process: oxygen transport.
GUGGAACUGCAAAGACUAAACCAACUUUGGGAGUUGGAAGGAAUCACACAUCUUCACUUGGGACUGCAUUCAUUUGGUUGUUACGAUGUCUGACUACGAUAAGAUUCUGAAAAACUGGGAUGCUGUGGAGGCUGACCCGAAUGGAAUCGGUGGAGAGGUUCUGUACGGCCUCUUCAAGGAGUACCCAGACACCUUGAAAUAUUUCCCAAAAUUUGCUGGUAUCCCACCUGGUGAUCUGGCCACCAACCCAGCGGUGGCGCAACAUGGUGAGAUAGUGUUGAGGAAGCUGACCGAGAUUCUGAAGGCCAGGGGGAACCACGCAGCCAUCCUUAAGCCCUUCGCCAACAGCCAUGCCAAAACACAUAAGAUUCCCACCAGCAAUUUUAAGCUGAUCACGGACGUUAUUGUGAAGAUCACUGGAGACAAGGGGAUACUGGACGCAGCUGGGCAAAAUGCCUUCAGAAAUGUGAUGAGCUCCAUGAUUGCUGAACUGGAUGCCCUCUAUAAGGAUGCGAAUUUCCAGGGAUGAACACAACCCUGCUAACUGAAAGCGCCACAGUUAUGACUAAUGAUGAGUUUAAAUUUGCCUAUAGCUUGAAUUUUUUAAUAGAAUGUCUGCAAUGGAAAUUUUUUCUCUAUGGGCACAACGAUAUUUCAGUUCUACUGCUGUACUUUUCAGUUUGCUAAAUGGUGGUUACAUAAAAGGGAUUAACUAUGAUAUAAUUUCAUGCUUCAUUUCAAUGAGAGACCAGCAUAAGAGAGUGAUACUUCCAAAGAGAAGGGAGAUGGGAACUGCUUUUUAAUUUUGAAAUGGAUUUGAAAUCUUUGCUUUUUUUAUGGUGAAGCUUAACACUUUCUAAUGCCGUAUGCUUCCUUUUCUUAAACAUUUAGCCCUGGUUAUUGCCGGUUUAACAUCAUAUUAUUGCUGUGCAUUUUGUAUUGCAGUUUAAGGGUCACUAUUAAACAUAAAUGCAUUCGUUGCAAA